AUGGGGCGGCGAGCCGGCGACAUAGAGAGAAGGAGACCCGACGGGGUGGCAAAGACGGUCGAGUCCUCGACCUCUCAUGACGGCGCGUGCGGGAACGACAAUUUGUACAGCCAAGGUUACGGUAUAAACACGGCGGCACUGAGCACAACCCUCUUCAAUAACGGGCUGAGCGGCGGCAAGUCGUGCUUCCCCGGUUUGAUUCUGGUGACUGGAACCAACUUCUGCCCGCCGAACAAUGCCCUGCCCAACAACCCUGAGAUCAAACUUUAUUGGCUUGGGCCUGUGAAUUUUCGGCUCAAAUGGUGGGGGAUCUGUUGGCGGAGGCGCCGCCGCCGAGACAUCGUCAAUCCCCGAGGCCUCUCUCGAUUCCAUUUUCUGUUGCUUUCAUUCCUAGAAGAUAUGGUUGAAAUUGGUGCAGGGGCUAAUGGGAGGACGGGUAAGGAGUGGAAGAAGCUGUUGCCUUUUCCGAGUGAUGGUGGGGGCGCGGAGAUAAGCAGAUGGGAGUCGUCUCUUUUUAUGUGGCGGUGGGGGUCGCUGCCGCUUGAGAGAGUUGGUCUACUGGAAACACGGGCUAGGGUGGUCGUUUCUUGUACGGGACAGCGCUGGAUAGAGAGAUGUCCUGAGUUAUGGUUGGUGAUGCAAAAUAUUGAUGAAUUCUUGAUUGAUGUUGUUUUGAGGUUGAAGGCUUUGAAAUUUCUGGCUUUGCUGUUGAGAAUCAGUAGCUGGGAGUAUGUAUCGACAUACGAAGGUGAUCUGGUGGCAAGUGUUAUUUUGCUGAGCAUAAACUUGUCUGGGAAGUUCUUGAAUGUGGUCUCUAGAUUGAAAUUGAGAUUCAGUAGUCUGAUAUCAAGGCCCUAA
This is a messenger RNA of Striga hermonthica, 858 nucleotides long. The record is from the annotation of a GenBank genome assembly. NCBI's taxonomy places the organism in Eukaryota, Viridiplantae, Streptophyta, Magnoliopsida, Lamiales, Orobanchaceae.